GACCGAAGAGCGAGACUUGCAGAUCAGGAUUGAUUUCAGUUUCUCUGUAUGAGACAGGAAGGAUAUUUUAAGAAUAAAAAAAAACCCAUAACCAAGGUAUGAUGUAUCAAGAGACUUUACAGGGGAACUUUAAUUCCAGCAGUGAUUAUGACAUAAACUACACAUAUGUGGAUUAUCCUUUGAUUACAUUAGAAGAUGGGAAUUCUGCUGGGGUGAUUAUCGCUGUAUGCUACAGCAUCAUCAUCUGCAUCAGUCUAUCAGGAAACACUUUCCUGCUCUGGGUGCUCUUGAAGCAAGUGGGUUUGGGCAACUCUGCGGACCGCUUCCUCCUUCAUCUUACAGCGUCUGACCUGAUCUUCACCAUAACGUUGGUCCCCUGGACCAUCAACCAGAUCCAGGGCUGGAUCUUUGGGCUGGUAUGCUGCAGGUUGUUCACCUGGGGUCUCUUCCUAGGUCUAUACAGCUACAUGAUGUUCCUCACAGUCAUGACAGUUCAUCGAUAUGUAGCUGUUGUGUAUCCGGUUUUUGCAUCAUCUGUAUGGAAUCGUAGCAGACUGUAUGCGCAGCUCUUGUCUGCUGUGGUGUGGCUGAUCCCCAUAGGCUUCAGUUUGCCGGAAUUGUUCUUUUCUGAACUCGUGGACAGUCAUCAGGGUGUCUUGUGUGUUUCAGUCGAUAACUCAGUGUUAACAUUGCUGGGCCAUUUUAUUCAGAUAAUUCUCUUUUUUCUGCUGCCAUUCCUGGUUAUUGCAUUCUGCUACACCCGCAUGGCAUUCAUCAUCCACCAGAGCCGCAUCACAAGCAGGAACCGGCAUCACGCCGUGUGUAAUAUCUUCUGCAUGGCCAUGGGCUUCUUCAUCUGUUGGGCACCUUAUAACAUCUUCCUCUUCCUCAUCUCCUUGAGGAUUUUAGGCGUCACUGUGUUAAAUCUGACAGCGUGGGAAGAGAACAUUUACUGUGUCACUCACGUUCUGGCUUACUCACACUGCUGUCUGAACCCACUCAUACACAUCUUUGGAGGGAGGAAGUUCAGGAAAUAUCUCACUUGGUUAAAAAGCUUCACUCGGUUCUCACAGAGGUACAGCAGUUACACUUUUAGCAACCAGAGCAGCCUUUCAGGGCAAACUCAUCUCUGAUCAUAAUAACCUUUGGGUUCUACAUUUUAAAAGUGUAGCAUGAAAGUGCAAUUAGCAAAGAAUACACUACCUGUCAAAAGUGUGUACACACCUACUAAUUCAUUAUUAUUGCUAUUUUUCCACAUGUUAGAAUAAUAGAAAUAUCAUUCAAAAUCAAAGUAUGGGGGUGUCAUGGCGGAGGGCGGGGCCGGCUCGUGAUUCUGCACACCCGGUCCCUAAUCAGGCUUAUAAGUAGGGGCGGGGUGUGCGGAUUCCGCCCUGUCAAAAUGGGUAUUAUGUUAUGACUAAAUUAUCAAACUCUUUUAAACUGUAGAACUCCAGUGUAUAAUAUAUAUUAUAAAUGUGUCAAUAAAGUGUCACUCAGUUUUUUUGUCCAUGUUUGAUAAAUUCAAAUGUAAUGUCUAUGUCAUGUGGUGUAACUGUACGUUAAUUGACAGUAAAAAUGUUUGGCAGGAGUUGUUCUGAAUAAUCUUUUAUUAUUAUGUCUUAAGAAAAUAAGCAGUGAAACCAUUUUAGUUUAAAAUAUGAUUCAUUUUGAAAAACCUUUGUACACCAAAUCAAAGUCAUGUGGUGUAACCAAUAUGUAGGCAGCAAUGUUGUUGUCAUGUGUCAAAACCUCUUUAGACCAGCAAGACUGUGUGUGAAGUUUUAAAAACAAAUCAUGAUUUUGACAUAUCAUUAAAAAUCUAUAUUUUGACAUUUUUAUGAAAAGGCACAUUUUGUUCGGGUCAUUUGG
Xyrauchen texanus (razorback sucker) is the source of this 1869-nucleotide messenger RNA. It is a transcript of the gene xcr1b.3, whose product is annotated as chemokine (C motif) receptor 1b, duplicate 3. The transcript has 2 exons. Gene Ontology annotation, molecular function: G protein-coupled receptor activity. The record is from RefSeq and is a predicted model, not a curated record. Gene Ontology annotation, biological process: immune response; G protein-coupled receptor signaling pathway. Bases 99 to 1133 code for a protein of 344 amino acids. NCBI's taxonomy places the organism in Eukaryota, Metazoa, Chordata, Actinopteri, Cypriniformes, Catostomidae. Gene Ontology annotation, cellular component: membrane.